AUGGCCACAUGCGAGACGCGCACGGUCCCGUUCGUCCUUGUCGGCGCGGGUGGCGUCGGCGCAGCGCUGCUCGAGGCCAUCGUGGGCGCCCGGGCGCUGCACAAGGCGCGAUACGGCAUCCGCUUCUCUGCGCUCGCGGUGUGCGAUUCGUCGGCGGCGGUGAGCGGCGCGGACGCGGCCGGCGGCCUCUCCGAUGCUGAGAUCGCGGCGCUCAUCGCGCACAAGGCCUCCGGAGGCAAGCUCGCCUCGCAGUCUGGUGCGGUGGUGCGGCCAGCGGAGCAGGACGCCUCCGUGUUCCUCGAGUCGCUGGUUGACAAGUACUCCAAGGAGGCUCCGGACACGAUCGUCGUCGACUGCAGCGCCACCGACGCCACCGUGCCCGCCCUCCUCAAAGCGGCCACCACCGCCAACAUGCGCGCCGCCAGCGCCAACAAGAAGCCGUUUGCCGACUCGAGCUUCCGCAACUUCCGUGAGCUCUGCCUCGCGCCGACGUCGCCCGCGCGCGUGCGGUACGAGUCGAGCGUGGGCGCCGGUCUGCCUGUCAUCGCGGCGCUCGCACGCGUCGUCAGCGCCCACGACGCGGUCACCCUCAUUUCGGGCUCCUUCUCGGGCACACUCGGGUACGCCGGCGAGUCGUUCAGCGCGGUGGUUGGCAAGGCCAAGGAGCUCGGCUACACUGAGCCCGACCCUCGCGACGACCUCGGCGGCGUCGACGUCGCGCGCAAGGCGCUGAUCCUCGCGCGCACCCUCGGCAUGGCCCUCGAGCUCUCGGACGUCGUGGUGGAGCCUCUCUACACGCCCGAGCUCGCCGAGCUCUCCGUGCCCGACUUUCUCGCCGCGCUGCCCACCCUCGACGCCGCCUUCGCCGCCAAGGUCGCCGCUGCCGCGGCAGAGGGCAAGGUGCUGCGCUACGCCGCAAACGUCCGGCCGCCCGCGGCGGACGGCACCGGCGGCGGCUCCCUCAAGGUUGGCCUCGUGGCGGUGCCGGCUUCAUCGCCCCUGGGCACGCUGAGCGGCUCGGACAACCUCGUCGAGAUCUACUCCCAGUGGUAUGCCGCCACGCCGCUCGUCCUGCGAGGCGCCGGCGCCGGAGCAGGCACCACCGCAGCGGGCGUGCUUUCGGACAUGGUUGAGCUGGCGAACACGCGUGGCUGA
Messenger RNA from Emiliania huxleyi CCMP1516, 1155 nucleotides. RefSeq lists its product as hypothetical. The transcript has 4 exons. The coding region runs from base 1 to 1155 and encodes 384 amino acids. The record is from RefSeq and is a predicted model, not a curated record. Gene Ontology annotation, molecular function: homoserine dehydrogenase activity; aspartate kinase activity. Gene Ontology annotation, biological process: aspartate family amino acid biosynthetic process. Lineage: Eukaryota; Haptophyta; Isochrysidales; Noelaerhabdaceae.